This is a messenger RNA of Camelina sativa (false flax), 820 nucleotides long. Lineage: Eukaryota; Viridiplantae; Streptophyta; Magnoliopsida; Brassicales; Brassicaceae. The record is from RefSeq and is a predicted model, not a curated record.
UAUCCAAAUUUAUAGCUCUAGCUAGGGUUUCACAUAAAUUAAUUCAUGUGUGAUUGUCGGCAGGUGAGUGUUCCUCCGAGUAGUUUGUUCAAGACGGUGACGGUGAGAUGCGGACACUGUUCAAAUCUUUUGUCGGUCACUGUGAACAUGAGAACUCUUCUUCUUCCCUCCGUUUCCAACAUUGGCCAUUCCUUUAUACCUCCUCCUCCUCCUCCUCCCAAUCUUUUGGAGGAGAUGCGAAGCGGAGGGCAGAAUAUAAACAUGAACAUGAUGAUGAGCCAUCACGGUGCAGCUCACCACCCAAAUGAGUCCUUGGCUAUGGCGGCUCGCAACGGACUGCAGGAGAUGCCUCGGCCGCCACCAGCCAAUAGACCAGCCCCAGAGAAGCGACAAAGAGUACCAUCUGCUUACAACCGAUUCAUCAAGGAGGAGAUCCAACGUAUAAAGGCAGGCAACCCUGAUAUCAGCCACAGAGAAGCCUUCAGUGCUGCUGCCAAAAACUGGGCUCAUUUCCCUCACAUACACUUUGGUCUCAUGGCGGAUCAUCCACCCACGAAGAAGGCAAACGUGCGCCAACAACAGGAAGGAGAGGAUGGGAUGAUGGGAUCAAGAGAAGGGUUCUACGGGUCAGCUGCGAAUGUUGGGGUGACCAAUAACUAGCUAGCCUAGGACUUUCCGAUCCGAUCCAAGGGCAAUUCCAAAUCUUAAAUUAUAUUUAUAAUUAAGCUUCAAUGUGGUUAAUUUUCACUAGCUCAAAACAUAACUUUAUUAUGAUGAUGAUAUUGAUAUUUGAUCGAUUCAGGAGACUUUUUUUUCGUUU